Molecule: messenger RNA, 1994 nt
Organism: Gossypium raimondii (Peruvian cotton)
Lineage: Eukaryota; Viridiplantae; Streptophyta; Magnoliopsida; Malvales; Malvaceae
Product: (+)-neomenthol dehydrogenase
Cellular component (GO): membrane
Molecular function (GO): oxidoreductase activity
Source: RefSeq, a predicted model, not a curated record
AUCUAAGUCAAUCUAAGUUUAGCCAACUUAGAUUUGUCCAUCGACGUUUUGAAUUGGAACCUCUCAAGUUUAGGUCAUCUAUUUUAUUUUGCUUUGUUUGUAACUUUCAUAGUGACCAUUUUGUAAUUUUUAUAGUUGGGUAACUAAAAAUGACAAAAUUAGAUAGUUGAGUGGCUCGUUUGUAACUUUUCAUUGUUGAGUGAUAAAAAAAAAACAUAAUUGGGUGGAUAUUUUGUAAUUUUUUAUAAUUAAGUGACCAAAAAAGAAAUAAAACAUAGUUGAGUAACUACUAACAUGGUUUACCCUUUUUUUAAGAUCCAAUGAUUUUCCUUUCCAUUUUCAAAGUAUAUUUCUGUUGAUAUUAGGUUUGUGGAUUUUCCAAUGAAUCUAUCGUGAAAGUGACCUCUGAAAGAUGGUAGAGAUAAACUAUCUAUACCUUUUCAUGAUGCCUGAGGGGACUUUCACAAUAAUUGUUGGUUGAGUCAUGGAAGAUCAUUUGUGUGUGCCCUUGGAUGUAAUUCAAAAAUGUAUUAAACUGCUAAAAGAGCUCAUCCCAUGUGUUUGUACAUAUAAAGCCCCAUUGUCUUAAGAAGGAUCCAGACUUGCUCCUAAAUGUGAAUAGAGCAUUAACUCUCAUACAAAACCACAAGCAGCUCGAUGCAGCUGCUUCCAUUUUUUUAUUAUUAUCUGCAAACAAUGUCCUAAAAGAGAGCAACAAGGUGCCCAAUUAACUCUCUUUCUCUAACUCUCAAUGGAUCCUCAUCCAUUAAUUUAUUUAGCAAAUUAUACAUUAAAAAAAUUGUAAAAGAUUCCAUGGGUACUUAUCUAUAAACCAUAAGAACUUGACCAAAGUUUAAUCAUUUUUCCAUUGUUAUCUUCACCCCAAAGUUUUCAGUUCCAUUUCCAGCUUCUGUACCAAUGGCAGAUCAGCCAACAAAGAGGUAUGCAGUGGUUACGGGUUCAAACAGGGGCAUUGGAUUUGAAAUAUGCAAGCAGUUGGCUACAAAGGGUAUGACGGUGGUGUUGACGGUUAGAGACGAGACGAAUGGUGUUGAAGCCGUCGGAAAAUUGAAACAGUUUGGGUUCUCUGAAACUGUGGUGUUUCAUCGACUGGACGUGACGGAGCCAGCGAGUGUUUCGAGUUUGGCAGAUUUUGUAAGGACUCAAUUUGGAAGGCUUGAUAUCUUGGUGAAUAAUGCUGGAAAUGGUGGAGUAACAGCAGAUGAAGAUGCUUUAAGAGAUGGUGUUCUUGGCAAGGUAAUCUGGAGUCUCAACUGGAGUGGAACAUUGAUGGAAACAAAUGAGUUAAGUGAGGAAUGCCUCAAAACAAACUAUUAUGGUGUCAAACAGUGUGAAACACUCCUCCCACUUCUCCUCUUAUCUGAUUCACCAAGAAUUAUAAAUAUUUCUUCUUCAAUGGGACAAUUAAAAAACAUAUCAAAUGAAUGGGCAAAAGCAGUACUAGGAGAUGCUGAAAACCUCACAGAAGACAAAGUGGAUCAAGUACUGAGAAUAUUUAUGAAUGAUGUCAAGGAAGAUUCAUUAGAAGCCAAAGGUUGGCCUACACUUUUGGCAACAUAUUCCAUCUCAAAAGCAGCCAUGAAUGGCUAUGCAAGGGUAUUGGCUAAAAAAUACCCAAGUUUCCAGAUCAAUUGUGUUUGCCCUGGCUCUGUCAAAACUGACAUCAACUACAAUACUGGCCUAUUACCUGUUGAAGAAGGAGCUGAGAGUGCCGUGAGGUUGGUUUUGUUGCCCAAUAAUGGCCCUUCUGGCCACUUCUUUGUUAGGAUGGCACGAUCAGAAUUCUGAUCAUAUAAUUAUUUCAAGAUUCGUAGUUAUUCCUAUUAAUAAAAUUACCUCUAAUAUUCGAACCUAAUAACUCUCUCUAAAAGGAUAAUGUAACUUAUCACUACACUCAACACUUAGUUAAUUUGCUUAUGAACAUCUAUGAGACUAUGACUCUAAUAAAAGACAUUGGCAAUUCAUUUUUAUUU